AUGGCAGGACCUUUUGGCCGACUUUGCUAUCCACUUCUCAAUGCCGUCAAGAACAAAGUGCCUAAAGCUACGUACACCAAGAAUGUGAAAGCAUCCCAAGAUGUGUUGGACAAUGAGAAGAGAACCCUUGGUCGACAUUUGAAAGCUGAACAACAACUGAAGUUCGCGUAUGUAACGUCCAAAAAACAAGUUUCUGCUCUUGCUCGGUGUCACUAUAAGGGAAAAAAGACGGGAGGAGAGGGAGCGGGAAAGGGAGAGGAAGAGGGAAAUGAAGAGGAAAAGGAAGAGGAAGAGGAAGAGGGAGUUGAAGUGGAAGAGGGAGAGGAGGAAGAAGAGGAUGACCCUCUAGGACAUAAAACUCCGGAUUGGCGAAAAUGGAAAUGGCAAGGCGAAAUAGUAUACUCCAAUGACUUAGAUGCUCGCACAAGAUCAGGUAUUGAGGACGCGGCUAAAGAGAAGAAAAUAAAGUGCAAGGAACAUAAGAUGGUGGACGCAUUCAAGAAGUGA
Messenger RNA from Prunus armeniaca (apricot), 507 nucleotides. Lineage: Eukaryota; Viridiplantae; Streptophyta; Magnoliopsida; Rosales; Rosaceae. The record is from the annotation of a GenBank genome assembly.